UCACUAGUUUCGAUAAAGUGGAGAGAGGGGAGACGCCAGUGCUUGAAAUCCAAAACCAUGAGAAGAAGAAAUCUCAGAACCGAGAUCUCGGAGAGUGUAAAAUGGAGUAUUGAUUCCCAAAUGGAAGUCCAAGUUGAGAGGUCGGGGUCCUGCAACUGCAAGAUGAGUGUUCUCCUUCUAUUUUGUCUGUUACUAUUCUCAGAUUGGCAAAUAGCUGCCGCUCGAGCGCUGAGGCCUGGCUUCCUUUACACCAGGACCAGAGGAAGAUGUACUCCGCAGUUCUGGAGUGGAAGGAGGGAGAAGUGGCCCAGAAUGGUACCGGAGACGUCUACUGUGUGGAAGGUGUUCGGUUCCAGGACUUACGAGCGGUACAGUUGGGAUCUGACAUUGGCGGAGGCGACUGCGAGGAACGACCAAGAGAACGCGUUUGGGAGGCUGGUGAAGGAGGCGAGCGCGGCGCUGCUGAACUCGUACACGAGAGAGGGGUAUCCGUACAGACCUUGGCAGGUCAAGACGCUGCUCAUUCAAGCAUUGGUGUCGGAAGCUGCAGCUUCGUCUCAAGCCAAGCGCUUCUCAUCGGCUAAUCUUGCUUGUGACUGAUCCUAUCAACCCCGCUAUAUCACACUCUUAAAUCCAUUCUCUUGUUGGUGUGGUGUGAUCUUCGUGUUGAUUCGGUGCAUUUUACUUACUGGUUGUGUGUCUCUCAAUUUAGUAUUGAUUUCACUCGUCAAUCAAAUCUUGAACUUGCUUCGUCUUUCUACAUUUAUCUUUUAUAUUUGCCUCCUACUCGUCGCCGACAUUAGGUUCUGCGAGAAACUCAAUCGAAUCUAUUAUGCUUUAGCAUCGCAA
Messenger RNA from Prosopis cineraria, 849 nucleotides. RefSeq lists its product as uncharacterized. The transcript has 2 exons. Lineage: Eukaryota; Viridiplantae; Streptophyta; Magnoliopsida; Fabales; Fabaceae. The record is from RefSeq and is a predicted model, not a curated record. The coding region runs from base 58 to 600 and encodes 180 amino acids.